GACGCCCAAGAUCCAGUGUGUUUCAGACAGCCAUGGGCAUGGAGGUCCACAGGCACCACUCUCACCACUGAGGGGACAUCAUCACUACAGGGGAUCACCACCAAACAAUCCGGAUUACAUGACCACAACAUACAGAACAGCAGCUGCAUAGUUCGGAUGAAAUCGAUUUGAUCUCGUAUUCUGACAAAGAAAGGGAACUGAACGGAUUACGCAGAGUUAGCUGUUUUUGCACAAGCUCCAGGCUGAUUCCCAGCACCUCUUUCACAGUUUGAACACUUCUGUGUGUUUUCACACUCUUCCAGCCUUCCUUUUCACAGCUUUACACCACCAUACUCUUUCACAAUGGUUGUGGGUAAGAUGAAGCUCACUUUUCAGAAGAGGGUGAAGCUGGCCCAGGGUUUAUGGAUGCUCUCGUGGUUUGCAACUCUGGGUGGAGCCGUCACCUUCGCUUUAGGAUGCUUCCUAAAGACUGAGCUUCGAAGGAGGGGAGAGGUGAUGGACAACACAGACAUCCACUGUGUGCCCAACACUUUGAUGAUCGUGGGUCUGGCUUCAAUGGGUAUCAAUUACUUUGCCAGUCGAAUCUGCCAGGAUGCCCUGGACCCCGGCCGGUUCCCGCGAUGGAAGACCUUCCUGAAGCCCUUUUACGGAUGCUCGGUCUUCUUCACCACGCUCAUGCUGAUUUCAGUCAUCCUGAGCUACGUCAUGAAGGGCAGCCUGGAGACCUCGCUGAAGAUCGGCCUGAAGAACGGCAUCCGCUUCUACAAGGACACCGACACCCCCGGACGCUGCUUCCAGAAGCAGACCAUCGAUCGCCUGCAGAUGGAGUUCCAGUGCUGCGGGAACAGCAACUACAGGGACUGGUUCGAGGUGCAGUGGAUCAGCAACCGUUACCUGGACUUCAGCUCGAAGGAGGUCAAGGACCGCAUUAAGAGCAAUGUGGACGGCCGUUACUUGAUUGACAGUGUGCCCUUCAGCUGCUGUAACCCUAGCUCUCCCAGACCCUGUAUCCAGUACAGAAUCACCAACAACACGGCCCACUACAACUACGAGCACCAGACCGACGAGCUCAACCUCUUCAUUCACGGCUGCAGAGAAGCCCUGGUCAACUAUUACAUGGGGCUGAUGAACGCCAUUGGAGCCGUGGUUCUGUCCGUCUUUCUGCUUCAGUGCUCAGUGUUGGCCAGUGUGCGUCUCCUGCAGACGUCUAUGGAGGCCGUGGCUGGACAGGAGAAUGUGGAGGUGGACAGCGAGGGCUACUUGCUUGAGAAGGGAGUGAAGGAGACCUUCAUGGAGUAUGUGGAUCCUGUGCUGAAGCUCCUGUGGCUGAACGAGGUGACCCCCGCCGAAGCCAAAGCGGAAGCAGGGACCAGCUAAAGAGAUGAAGAGUCAGAACGAGGGAUGACAACUUAUCCAAUAAUUCAUUUUUAUAUAUCAGUUUUAAUGACAAGAGUUGAGUACAUCAUUAAUACACUUAAACAGUAGCCACACUUCACCCAAUUUAAUUAGAAAUCUUCUGAAUGAUGAAGGGAUCCACUGUCAUUUCUGCAGCACCGUACUCCUCACUUAGCAGUGUGCUUAACUUUCCUCUCUGAACGGUUGAAUAUUUGAGUGAGGGUGCUGUUUCUUACAGAAAGAUCUAUUAUAAUUCUUCCCUAUUUCUUUACAAACUAUAGCCUUAUUUGUAGUACCACUGCUAUGGAUGCUUGACAGGAAUAACAGAAAGAUGCAAAUCAAUAAUACCCUUGUGAAAAAGAACUGCACUUAUCUGAAGUGAAGGUGAACUUGUAGUGUACAUUCUGAAAAAAUACCUGUAAAAAUCUGUAAAAAUAAUCUGUAAAAAUCUGAUUUUUUUUUUUUUUUUACAUAAAUGCAAACAAUAACAGACUUUAAUUUAAAUGCAAAUAACAUGCAGUUAGGUAUCCAAAAACAUUAGAUUCUCUUUGCAGUAAAGUAUAUUAUUUCUGUGAUCCUCUUAUUAUAAGUAUGCUGAAGUGAACUUCUUUUUCUCAAGGGUAAGCCCCUUCAUCACAUCUUACACUGUGUGUUACUACACAGGCUAUAUAUGAAGUAUGAAGUAUGUUCUAAUAGGAUUGUAUUUCCGCUUGCAGUGUGGACAAGCAAACUAUCUGAUACUGGAAAUCAUUAUUUAAUAAUAUUAUGAUAAAUUGGAAGUAAAUUAUUGUUAAAUAUCAAUUAUUAUUUGCUCAUCCAGUGUUACUUGCAUGUUGUAAACAUAAAUACUUAACUGUCAUUAAGUCAUUUGUUGGUUUGUUUUGCAUUCAGCAUGGAAUUAAAAGCAUUGUAAGUGUAGAUGAUGCUCAACGCUCUGCUAUGAAACACUACUGCACUCGAAUCUGUCCAGUCUAAUAAAUUCUGACAUUUUGAACCGC
This is a messenger RNA of Carassius gibelio (silver crucian carp), 2393 nucleotides long. It is a transcript of the gene rom1a, whose product is annotated as retinal outer segment membrane protein 1a. NCBI's taxonomy places the organism in Eukaryota, Metazoa, Chordata, Actinopteri, Cypriniformes, Cyprinidae. The record is from RefSeq and is a predicted model, not a curated record. Gene Ontology annotation, biological process: visual perception. The transcript has 4 exons. The coding region runs from base 343 to 1377 and encodes 344 amino acids. Gene Ontology annotation, cellular component: membrane.